Notolabrus celidotus (New Zealand spotty) is the source of this 2082-nucleotide messenger RNA. It is a transcript of the gene ostm1, whose product is annotated as osteoclastogenesis associated transmembrane protein 1. The transcript is spliced from 6 exons. Bases 94 to 1029 code for a protein of 311 amino acids. Gene Ontology annotation, cellular component: cytosol. The record is from RefSeq and is a predicted model, not a curated record. Lineage: Eukaryota; Metazoa; Chordata; Actinopteri; Labriformes; Labridae.
GCUGUCACAUGAUCAAGUUCGGAGCUAACCAGGAAGUCAUGAGUUGUUUGGGCUGAAAGAAGAGUACUUGAUGCAUUAAUUCUCCUUUCGAGGAUGUCUCCUUUUAAAAAUAGCUCGUUUUGGGUUUUGUUUGCGUUAAAUAUUUAUUCUCUUGUGUCUAGCGAUGAAGUAAACGGCAGCAUUUCAGUUUCAGCGGAUGAACUAAAGGAAAGCUCUAUUUUGAAUCCUGCCUCUGGAGCUGUUGCGGCUAACUCUCCUAUCUUUAAGCCUGCUGACGGCUCCGGGUUCACCAUCAACCUGCUGUCUUCUUUCCCUGAAGACCUGGAGAUCAGUGACUACUGCAGCGACAUGCUCCACAUAUUCGGAGAGAGAUACGUCUCCUAUGUGAACUGCCUGGUACCUGCAGCCCGGCCGGUGAAGGUUUGCGAGAACUGCUACUCCAGCUAUCGCAGACUCAAUGAAAUUUACUUCAACAUCUCAGAGCAGAUAGGUCCUGGUAAUGAGAGCUGCAGGGACAGCCUGCUGCGCAGUGAUCGUCUGAUGCUGGUCUAUGUGCUUUACAGCAACCUGGAGGAUCUGUGGGGAAAAUCAAACUGUAAAAAUUGCAUCACUGAAGAAUUGGACAGUCUGACCAAUGACACGCUUUACUUCAUGAACGUCCUCAACCAGACGCUCUCCUGCUUUGAGAAGUAUUCACCGGGGAACCACACAGAGCUGUGCACUAUCUGUAAGAUCCCGUACAGCCAUCUGAAUGAGCUGUACACCGGGAUGGACAAGAAUCAGACCUUGUGUAUCGACAUAGAGGAUGCGAUGAACAUGACCCGCAGACUGUGGAGUAAGAACUUCAAUUGUUCGUUCCCCCGGUUGGAGACGGGGCCUGUCAUCGCCGUGUCCAGCUUCAUGCUCUUUCUGCCUAUCAUCUUCUACUUGAGCAGCUUCCUUCACUCUGAACAAAAGAAACGCAAGCUCAUACACCCCAAACGGGCCAAGUCGUACACCAACAUAAACAUCCAGGACAAACAGAACUGACGUGGAGACAGCUGAUGACUGGGAAAGAGGGUGUCCAUCUUGGAGAAGAAAUGACUCCUGAGCGUUUGGUGCCUGAGGUUCAACUGACUUUGAUAAACAUGAAGGAAUGAACUGCAGCUUUUCCUGUUAGUUUUUUCAGGAUGCUGUGAUACCAGUCAGUAUUAAGAGGACUACACGGAUCUAUAUGAAUGAAAGUGAAAUUAGAAUGCUCCAGGCAUGAACUAUUUCACACUCAUAUCCCGAAAACCUUCCUCUACUAGUGCAAUAAAUAAAUGUUUGAACACAGAUUUUCUGAGAUUUUUAACACAAACAAAAAUAGAAAAAUACAGAAAUGAUUCCUAGACUGUUUGAGUCUGCUUCUUAUUUACAUUAUUUAAUAACAGCUUUAUUUUCUGACAUUGGAUCUCAACAAGCCAGGACUAAAAUGAUCUUAUUUUUUAAAUUACUGAUCAGAUAUUUGUUCAUGUUUCUUCUUGGUUCGCUCACACAGUCCCCACACAGAUCCUGGUCUCUCCUGCCUUUCUUCAUAAACAAUCUUCAUCCUGCAGUGUGAGUGACACAGUGGUCAAGAGAAUGAGUGGGUGUGUGUGUUUGUGUGUGUGUGUGUUCGUGUUCUAUCUAUGGGUUGAGAAAUGUUUUUUUCCUGUCUCUAAUGUACGAAUGUCCCGAAAAAAGCUGCAAAAAGGAACCACUUGAUGUCCAUUAGUGGUGACAUGCAUCUGCUGUAAGAAGAAGGGGGGGAUGGGAGUGGGGGUGGAGUUAAUAAAAACAUAACACACACACUGUAAGAGCACUCCAAAGUAGCUCACUGUGAUGUUACCUGUUAUUCAAUAUAUCCUGUGGUUGCAUUAAGCUUUGAAUGUGCUUUGUUGUGGUCUUCCUCUGAUGUUUAACUUAAUUUGUUAAGGGUUUCUGACCGCUCAUCUUGCUGAUGUCUCCUCUUUUAUGGGUAAUGAAGUGAUGAAUAAGCCUAACAGAAAUGCAUUUGCUGUAAAGACAUUUUAAAACCAACUGAUUUCAUAAAUAAAGAUGUAUGUGUCGUUAUUGAACCAA